Molecule: messenger RNA, 2706 nt
Organism: Eimeria maxima
Lineage: Eukaryota; Apicomplexa; Conoidasida; Eucoccidiorida; Eimeriidae
Exons: 5
Coding region: 1-2706 (901 amino acids)
Biological process (GO): regulation of transcription by RNA polymerase II; regulation of mRNA processing
Cellular component (GO): nucleus
Molecular function (GO): sequence-specific DNA binding
Source: RefSeq, a predicted model, not a curated record
AUGACCAACUCAGCAGCAGAUUCCAAUGGAUCAGCAGCAGAAGCAGGAGCAGCAACGCCACAUGCUGGCAGCAACAGCAGCAGCAGCAGCAGCAGCAGCGGACGCCGCUUGAUAUCUUUCUCUGUUGCCUCUAGUGCCAAUGAACGGCAGCGCAUGCAGCAUGAACAAAAUAGAGCAGCAGCAACAGCAACAGCAGCAGCGGCAGCAGCAGCAGCAGCAACUGCAGCAACUGCAGCAACUGCAGCAGAAGGAAAUAGAGGCCUCAUAGUAGAACGCGAAAAUGCAACUGCCGCAGCAACGUCGGACGCUGCAGCAACAGCAGCAACAGCAGCAGCAACAGCAGCAGCAGCAGGAACUGCUGCAGCAGCAACAGCGAACACUGAUGCUUCCUCCACAGGAGGGGAUGCUUCGGCAGCAACAGGAGCUGAUGCAGCAGCAGCUGCUGCUCCUGCUGCUGGUCCUGCUGCUGCUGCUGCUGCUAGUGGUAAUUAUAUGAGUGUUGGUAAAUUUAUGCGUCGCUGCGGCAGUGCAGCAGCAGCAGCAGCAGCAGCAAGAAGACGUAAACAUCCUGAAUUAGCAGGAACAGGAUGGGACCCUCAGCAGCAGCAAAUCUCCCCUAGCAGCAGCAGCAACAACAACAACAGGAACAGCAACAGCAGCAGCAGCAGCAUAAGAUUAGCAGCAAAAGCUAAUGAGGAAGGAGUGUUAGCUCCUGGUUGUGUAUUAAGAGCAGCAAGACAAGCAGCAGCAGCAGCAGAGGAAGCAGCAGCAGCAAUAUCUUCCUUACACAGCAGCCAAUUAUCCUUAAUAAAUGGCACAACAGCAGCAGCAGCAGCAGCAGCAGCAGGUAACAGCAGCAGCAGCAGCAGCAGCAAGAGGAAGAAGAAAAUAGUAUUAAAGGAAGCAACAUGGGAAGCAGCACUUGCUGCUGCAGUAGAGAGACAAUACUAUCCAGAUCUCCCGCUGCUGCGGCUGCUGCAGCAGCUGCUAGCAGCAGCAGCAAAAGGAGAUAAUAAUAAAAUAUUUAUUAUUAAUCAACAAAUUAAUUCCCUUGCUAAUGCUACACCUGAACAUCUUAAUCCUGCUAGGAGGCAGUGUCUGCUGCCGCAGCAGCAACAGCAACAGCAGCAGCAGCAGCAACAGCAACAGCAGCUGCUGCAGCAGCAUUUGCUGCUGCUGCAGGAGACUCCUGAACUUAUAAGUGCAGCAGAAGACAGAGAAAUCACCAAAAGGAGGAGAGGAGAUGACAUGUCUUAUGAGCAGCAGCAGCAGCAGCAGGAGCAGCAGCAGGAGCAGGAGCAAGAUAUGCAGCAGCAGCCACAGAGGAAACGUAAGCAGCAGCAGCAGCAGCAGCAGCAGCAGCAGCAAGGGUCAGACAAUGAGGACGAUGAUGAGCCAGUAGUACUGAUGAAGGAAGUUAAGCCCGAGCUAAGAGAGUUGCUGCAGCACGACGUAAUAGAUGUAGAUGCAUGCAGCAACUGCAGCAGCAGCAGCAGCAGCAGCAGCAGCAACAGCAGCAGUGAUUCAGAGGAUGGUGAGGCUAGUGGUCUAUUGGAUGCAGAAGAGUUAGAGAGACAGCAGCAACUGCAGCAGCAGCAGCAGAAGUUAGCAGAGCAGCAGCUGCAGCAGCUGGAUGAAGAAACCCGUCGUCUGCAGCACAACCGCCAGCAGCAGCAGCAACAGCAGCAGCAGCAGCAGCAGCAGCAAAAAAAAAAGAAAGAAAUAGGUAUAGAUGAAUUCUUUGAUCUAUUUAUCUCUGAGGAUCAAGACAGCGCACAACGUUUAUUAGAUCAGCAGCAGCAGCAGCAGCAAGAAAAACGCAUGCAAUUAUGGCAGCAGCAGCAGCAGCAUAAUAAAAAGCAGCUGCUGCUGCAGCAGCAAACUGUUGCAGGUAGAUCUGCUGCUGCUGGUCCUGCUGUUGGCUUCCAUCCAGGAGCAACGCGUCUUUUCUUUAAGGGGAUCGAUGCAGAUGACGAUCCCCGUAACUUUAUGCCAAGGGGGGAGAUACGCUCGGAGUGUACACGUUUUACUACUAUGCAGCGGGCACUGCAGCAGCAGCAGCUGCAGCAGCAGCUGCAGCGGCGUCGUGCGCAGCACCUAAACCUAGACAGCAGCAAGAUGCACCAGAUGGUGCAGCACGGGGAAUUUAGGCCUCCUCCUCCCCAUCAACUUCAGCAGCAGCAGCAGCUGCUGCUGCAGCAGCAAGGAGGAGGAGCAGCAGCACCAGGAGGAGGAGGAGGAGCAGCAGCAGCAGCAGCAGCAGCAAUUCAGCUACCAGGAGAAAAGCCCAUAGGAUUUUCCUUAACUUCUUUGCCUAUUAAUUUGCCUAAUAAACAACCUAAUGAGCCUAAUACCCAGCAACUUACAUGGGGUUCUUUAUUGAGUACCCCUUUGCUGCUGCAGAUAGGAGCAGCAACACCGUGUAUUGCUGCUGCUGUUCAUGGUGAUGUUCCUCCUCUGCAUGCGGAUGUUAUUAGCUAUAAGAUGCCUGAGCCUGCCCUAUCUAGUAGGAGAGCAAGAGAGGAGAGUGCAGCAGCAGACUUCAAGAUAAGGGGGAGCUUCUCUAUUAAGAGAAAAGGCGUCAGCAGCAGCAGCAGGAAAAGCUGCAGCAACAGCGUCGUGUCUGUUAACUCCUCUGCAACACCUCGGCCACACAGCAGCAGCAGCAGCAGCAGCAGCAGCAGCAGUAGCAGUAGCAAGCAGUAG